UCUAGAAGUCACAGUCUAACAGUUGGCAAUUUAACGUAAUACGCUUUAAAAAUGAGAUAUUUUAAAUUAUUUGCUUUAUAUCUACUCAGUCUUAAUAUAUAUGGUCAAGCAUCAUACAUCGCCAAAAUAGGGGAUGUACGUAUAGAACAAUCGAAUGAUAUAUUUCUAUGUGGUAGUAUCUUUUGCUCUUUUGAGAGUGUUCGUUGUUUUAUUUCAAAAUCAAAUGAAGGACAUCCCUCAUUUGUAGAGCGUGUCAAUUUGUGCUAUUCUAAGGAUAAUAAAAUAUUGGAUCAAAUUAUUUUUAUUAUACCAUCUGAUGCCAAUACGAAAAUUGUACAACAAAUAAGUGCCACUCGUGAAGGUUAUAUUGAAGAAACUAAUAUAGAAAAUUUUGAUGCCAAAACAUUCAAUGAGAAUUUCAAUUAUACGAGUUUUACUAUUUGAAAUUAGAUAUAAUUAAUAUUUUAAUUUAUAGAAAUAUUAAUCAAAUUUAUAGCUUUUGUAUGUCGUUAAUUUUAACCAGGACUAUAAAGCAUAAAGUUUUAAUAUAAAAAAGUGUAAUAUUUGUUAAAAAAUUAUAGUUAAAGUGUUAGUAAAUUAGGAAAAUUGAAUGUUAAUGUAAUGUAUUUAUAUUCAAUUCUGUUUAAGUAGUUAAGUUUAAAAGAUGGUGUAUCAAUAGUAAAAAACAAAAAUGCGUAAACUUAAACGUUGCCAGAUGGGUAAUUGUAGUCAUAAUGAGUGAGUGUCUGGGUAACACUGUGAUGAACAGCCUUACCUUCGACUGCUCUAUCUACUGCGAAGAUUAAAGUCUAUAAAACCAUAUUUUUGUUAAGAAUUUAAGAUGUUUUUUUCAAAUUUGUAAACAAUUUAAAAACACCACAUUAUCGGCCAUCAUCUACACAGUCAACAAUAAACAACUGCAUUAUCCACCAGCUAAGCUUACUCAUAAACCUUUGCUGGUAAGUGAAAAAAGGUAGUAUUAGCAAACAACUUUUUUAAUCCCAAUUUGUAAGUGCUUAUUUAAGUUAAGUACUUGCCUCCAUAUUAAAAUACGGAUUUUAAAUACUAAUGAAUAAGUAAUGGCUUUUUCAGCUUUCUAACAUAUAACUUUUCAAUGUAAGUUUUUGCUGGGACAUUUAAAAUUAAAAGUAAUAAUAAUUUUAUUAUCUCAUUUACACAAGAGUCUCUUUAGAAAAGUCAGUCAAAUGUAAUAGUAGCUAAGUUCUCGAAAAAAUAUAUUCAAUAGCUAAGUAAGCAGUAACACCUCCCACCUCUUGAAAGAAACAAAAUUUUUAGAUAUAUGUAUGUGUCUAUAUACAAAAAGUAUGCAUUUCUAGAUGUAAUCAAUUAAAA
This is a messenger RNA of Lucilia sericata (common green bottle fly), 1353 nucleotides long. RefSeq lists its product as uncharacterized. The transcript is spliced from 2 exons. The record is from RefSeq and is a predicted model, not a curated record. NCBI's taxonomy places the organism in Eukaryota, Metazoa, Arthropoda, Insecta, Diptera, Calliphoridae. The coding region runs from base 52 to 444 and encodes 130 amino acids.